Lytechinus variegatus (green sea urchin) is the source of this 3611-nucleotide messenger RNA. RefSeq names its product lebercilin-like protein. The transcript is spliced from 10 exons. Gene Ontology annotation, biological process: intraciliary transport. Bases 258 to 3347 code for a protein of 1029 amino acids. NCBI's taxonomy places the organism in Eukaryota, Metazoa, Echinodermata, Echinoidea, Temnopleuroida, Toxopneustidae. The record is from RefSeq and is a predicted model, not a curated record. Gene Ontology annotation, cellular component: axoneme.
UGGCGACAAACCGAAACGUCACAUGGUUGCCAUAUUUGCGUUUCAAAACAAUGUAAUCGCUAUGCUCGCAACGCCGAAAUACCACAGGGCCUCAAAGAAAUCGUCCAGGAAAGUCUGCGAAAAUAUCUAAAUGAAAUGAUUUACUCGGCAGGAAAAUAUACAUGAAGUCAAAAUAUCGUAAAAAAUGCCAGCAAGAUUUGAAUACAGAAUAAAGUGAUGAGAGACACAGUUUUUCAUUGCUUUCAUUUGAACAGAAUAUGACCUCAAAUGCGAUUGACUCAUUCUUUGACUCUGAUGGAGAUCAAGAAGAACCUUUUACCUUGAAAGGAGAAUACCAUCGGGGCGUCACCCCGCCCUCGCAAUUUUCAAACUCGCCCCACGACGACAAACCCGACUCUGGGAGCAGAAAAAACGGAAAAGCCUCGCCCCAUCACUCCAGAUCCUCUACUUCUGGCAAUUUCACAGGAGAAUCGGACACCAUGUCGAAUAAGAGAGAUUCAUCUGGGUCGUAUUAUGACCGCUCAAGGUCGAGGUCAAGGUCAACUUCGCCUAGUUACAGAAGGUCAAGAUCAAGGACGCCUGACUAUUCAGACUCGUUUGACUCUGAGGAUUCCAUGCAGGAUUCAAGAAGAGCAUCCCCGGUGAGGAAUAAAAAAUCAACUCGGAGAACUACUGCAUCUACGAGCAGGUACAGCUCAGGGACUAGCAAGGAUAGUAGAUCAACGUAUCGGUCGUAUGGAAGCAGCUAUACAACCAGAACAACGAAACCUAGUGUAAAGAAAGGUGCUCCAAAGAAGAAAGGUGGAGGAAGAUCACAAAGUGUGACUGGCUUACAGCAAUCUCCAAGGAGCACAGAGGUGACAAGAAGAAUGCUAUCUGCCAAAGGACACACCAUCAACAAACUACGGAGUGACUUUGAUGAUUUACGGCGAAAAUAUGACGAUGCCAUCAGGGAAAAUAAGUUGAUGAAACAACUGCAAAGACGCCAAGAGGCGGCCCUUGCAAAGUUUGAGGACAAAGAUGAGGAACUGCCUCAAUUGCUGCGAAGUCAUGCAGCGGAAGUGGACAAUCUUCGAGAGAGGCUGCGGAGGACACAGGACAAGGAGAAGGAUAAGGAUAGGAGAUUGAAGGACAAGAAUGAAGAGCUGAAUAGGUUGAAUGAUGAAGUGAAGAAACUUAGACACUUAGCCGAGAACAAGCAUCUCCUUGACAGGGAUAAGCUGCAGAGGAAAGUUGACAAGCUUCAUGAUAACUUGGAUGAGAAGGAAAGAAGAGUAACUGAGCUUGAGAAACACAUUGAGAAUGUCAAGAAGAAUGUCAAGCAUGACAGUGAGCAGUGGAAGCAACGUGAACGGGAGUACAGAGCCAGAGUUUCCUACCUUGAAGACGAAAAUCAAACCAUCAAAUUCCAACUCAAAGAAAAAGAAAAAGAGCUUGAAAUCAGGAACAUUUACAGUAAUCGCGUGAUGAAACCUCCCACAAAGCUCAACGCCACCCUCGACUCUUCUCCAAGGCCGCUUGCGCAGACACGAGCCACCUCAAAUGAUGACAUCAAGAACUCCAAACCAAAGCCAACCAUCAAGAGGUCAUCAUCGGCAGAGGAAAAGCGAAAGGUGGACCAUACACCAAGGGCACCCGAACCGGAAGUGAAGCAAGAAGAAAAGAAGGUGUCCCCAAGAAAAGAGAAGAAAAAGGAGAAGGAACUCUCGGAACAUGAAAAGAUCUUGAUGGAUCUUGAUGGUGGUUUCAAACCUGCUCCGCCCAAGGCUGGGAAGGAAGAUGAUAUCCUCAAAGAUUUGGACAAUGAGAUUAAGAAGAGGGAAAGGCAGGAGGAGGAAAAGAGGAGGACAGAGGAAAGAAGGAAGAGAGAAAAGGAGGAAGAAAAGAAGCGGAAAGCUGAAGAAGAAGAAAGGAGGAGACGGUUAGAGCAAGAAGAGGAGGAAAGGAAGAAGAAAGAAGAAGAGGAGCGGAAGGGUCAGCUAAGCUUCUUUUCGGGUCCUAAAAAUCCUUAUCAAUCUUCCAAGACCAAGGCAAAAACCUCUGCUUACGAGCCUUAUUUCCCAUCAAGCAAUAAGAGCAAUGCCAACACCUCUAAGGCCCCGGGAUCAAACUCUUUCAAUGAAACGGGGUCGUACAAGCCAUCUUUUGCCAACUCCUCUAAGCCUCGGGUCAUAGACCCUCCCAAAGAAACAGACUCUUACAAGCCGUCGUUCUUGCCAUCGACUAGCACACCUCCAAAGAGGGCGGAAGAAGCAAAAAGGGAAGUUGGUGGGGGUGGGAGGUUGGGAAGACAAGAAGAAAAGAAGCCAUUUUGGUUGAGGACUGAUGAGAGAAAGGACAGUCCAAGAAGAACAAGGGAUAUUUCACUGGAGAGAGAAAGAAAACAGAAAGAAGAAGCACUUGUCAAAUCUUCCACUUUCAUCACCGAGGACAACCCUCCCAAAACACCUAUCUUUGAUGACGCGUCUUCUGAUGAGGAAGAUAACAUUCCUUUCUUUGGCUCCAAGCCUAAGAACGCCCCACCCUCCAAACCUAAGGGUGCCCCGCCCUCCAAGCCCAGUAAUUCUGUGGCUGCAGUCAAUAGCGUCAGAGACCUGCACAAGUACUCCAGUAAUAUUCGGCAGAAUAGCGGCAGUAGCAAGCCAGACUCAAGAGAGAGUGGCGAUAAUAAUGAGAGAAAACGAGAGGAAGAAGAACUGGCUGCACAGAGGAAGAAGCAGAAGGAGGAGUCUGAGAGGCUUGCCGAGGAACGUAGAAAGAAGGACCUCCUCCUUGCCAAGAUGAAAGAGAUUGAUAACAAGCCGGAAUCAAGGGGCAGCAAGAAAGAAUACAAAUUCACACAGCCAAUAGAGAAUCUACACAACGGUAAGCCUUCCCAUCCAGAUCUUUUGGGAUCCCCUCAAUCAACACCAAAGAAAAAACCUGCAGCAGACUCUGACACCUCGUUUGGAGGUUACGCCCCUUCCUUCGGGCGCCGUGCUGCAGCGGGGGAUAAACCACCCAUCAAGAAAGGCGGGUUGUUUGAAGACGAUGACGACGACAGCGAUGAUUUCUUUGCAACGCCGAAACCAAAGCAGGCGGAUAAAUCCAAGGACUUGAUGUCUAAUCUUUUUUCGGACAAUAAAUCAACCACACCAAACAAAGGCAGAAAUUCUUUCGAGGGGUCUAUCUUCUCGACGUCGACGAAGGCGAAGCCGGUCGCAGACAGCACCACGUUGCCAUGGGAGAAGAAGACGCAACAGGGCAGUCUCUUCAAUCAAUCGAACAAACCAAACGGCUUGACCGUCAACGUGCCAAAGUCCAGUUUUGAUGACUUUGAUGACGAUAUCGAGGAAGUGAUUUUAUGAUGAGGUCAUGAAAGAGACUAAUGCAGAGAAAUUAUUUCAUCAAUCUGUCUGUAUGCAAGUGAAAACAACUCAUUUUAGUUUGUUUGCAGCAGUGCAGCAUGGACUUUCCCUGUAAUGAUAAGAAUUGAUAUUCUGACAUUUUUUAACAUUCCAUGGUAUUAAUUGCCUUUGCACUUUGAAAGCUUAUAUGUAGAGGCACAAGUUGGUCAGCCACUCCAAAUCAUAUCGAAAAAGUAUUUUUUUGUUUAAUAUUCAUGAAGCUUU